This is a messenger RNA of Plutella xylostella (diamondback moth), 4880 nucleotides long. It is a transcript of the gene Sik2, whose product is annotated as Salt-inducible kinase 2. Lineage: Eukaryota; Metazoa; Arthropoda; Insecta; Lepidoptera; Plutellidae. Gene Ontology annotation, molecular function: ATP binding; tau-protein kinase activity. Gene Ontology annotation, cellular component: cytoplasm. The record is from RefSeq and is a predicted model, not a curated record. Gene Ontology annotation, biological process: intracellular signal transduction; protein phosphorylation; microtubule cytoskeleton organization.
UUGCUUACAGCUAUGUGAGAUUGUACGGAGUUCAGUAGCCGGUUGACAGCCGGCCGAGCAGGCGGCGUGACGCACUGCUGAACCGCGCGCCGCCUGAUCGCGAUCAAUCACUGUAAAUAAAUACAUUUUAUACUUACAUUAACGUGCUCCGCGGCACUGCCUCAAGUGUACGGCCGGCAGUUUCCAAAAUAUUUUGAGUGCGCGCCAGUGUUUACAAAAUACGAACCCUCGGACCUGCGUGUUACACAUUUGAUAUGAUUUACAUCUCUCCAUUGAAGUUACUGCCGUGUGUGAAUUUAUCAAUAGUUUACUGUAGUAUAAUCCGAUUUGACGAAUGACGUUCAAGACUGGAGUUCGAUCCUCGAGCACUGGCGAGCCGGGGCUCAGCUGACCGUGGGAUGGAUUUAACAGUGUACCCGUACUUCUAGUAUUCAAUUUAGUAUUACACUAAUGUUAGAACUUUGACUGUGCUUUAUAGACGUCUUUUAAGUGAAAAUUAAAAAGAAAACUGAACAAUGGCGGAACGGGAUCGUCCGGCGAAUGCGAAAACCCCGAUUAGGGUGGGUUUUUACGACAUCGAGAGGACCAUCGGCAAAGGCAACUUUGCCGUCGUAAAGUUAGCUCGACAUCGAAUUACGAAGACUGAGGUAGCAAUUAAGAUAAUAGAUAAAUCUCAACUAGACGCCAGCAAUCUUCAGAAGGUGUACCGGGAAGUGGACAUCAUGAAGAGACUGGAUCAUCCUCAUAUUAUUAAGCUUUAUCAGGUCAUGGAAACAAAAAACAUGAUCUACAUUGUAUCGGAAUACGCUAGCAAAGGGGAGAUAUUUGACUACAUCGCUCGGUACGGCCGGAUGGCGGAACAGGCGGCGCGGCGCAAGUUCUGGCAGAUCCUGUCUGCCGUGGAGUACUGCCACGAGCGGAGGAUCGUCCACAGGGAUCUCAAGGCCGAGAACUUAUUGCUGGACGCCAACAUGAGCAUCAAGAUCGCGGACUUCGGGUUCAGCAACUACUACGCGCGCGGCUCGCUGCUGGCCACCUGGUGCGGGUCGCCGCCCUACGCCGCGCCCGAGGUCUUCGAGGGCAAGCGCUACACCGGGCCCGAGAUUGAUAUAUGGAGUCUGGGAGUGGUCCUAUACGUGCUGGUGUGCGGCGCUCUCCCGUUCGACGGGUCCACUCUGCAGUCCCUACGGGACCGAGUGCUGUCCGGAAGAUUUAGGAUACCUUAUUUUAUGAGCGAAGACUGUGAAUCCCUAAUCCGCAAGAUGCUAGUCCUAGAGCCCACGAAGCGCUACACCAUAGAGCAGAUCAAGAAGCACCGGUGGAUGUCGGCGGAGCCCUACGCAGCGCCGGUGGCAGCGGCGGACCCGGCCCGGAGCCCCGCGCACGCGCCUGCGCAGGACCACAACGAACAGGUGCUGAGGCUCAUGCAGAGUCUCGGCAUCGAUCCGGUUAAAACCAAAGAGAGUCUCCGCUCGAACAGCUACGACCACCACGCGGCGAUCUACCUGCUCCUACUGGAGCGACUGCGGUCGCGGGCGGCGGGAGGCGCGGGGAGCGCGGGGGAGCGCCGGCCCUCGCGGCGACCCUCGUCCGUGGCCGACCAGGCGCUCUCCAGGGACGGGCUGGAUGUGCGAAGGGAUCCGCAUACGAGGCUACUCCACAGUGGGGAAUCUCAAUCGCGGGACUACAACCGCGCGUCGCCGGCGCUGGCGGGAGACUCCAGCGCUGAGACGCAACGGCUUCUCUCCCUCGCCGGAGUCAACAUGACGGAGCAGCGCCUGCUGCAGCGCAACUCCGACCCUUCCGCCAGCUUCCUCGUCAACAGCGACCUUCUGCCCAAUAGGAACCACGAGACCGAGGCCACCCGCCUCCUCUCCAUGAGAAACGUCGAGGUAGCACAGUCCAACCAGAGGUUAGGGAAGCUGAACGACAACGCGAUACCGGCACACAGGCUCCUGUCGUCCACCUACGAACAGCAACAGAACAUCCUCAAACAAUCCAGUGAGGACUGCAGAAGACUUCUGCAGCAGUCGACCACGGUAGGAUCCGAGUCCAGUAAAAGUACAGGCGACGGCACCCGACUCUUGACAUCGUCCAGCUUUGACUCUAAAUGCGCUAUUGAUGGUGGACGGAAUUCACUGAACACAGAACACAAUGCCAUAGCAAAUUUUCUGCAGAAUUCUGCCUCUGCGACUAACUUUAAUCUGGAACCAAUGAAGCUGCCUAGCUCUACGACGUUCACGAUGUGUUCAGAAGCGGCCAAGCUAAUGAAUACGUUACAACAAUCGCCAUUGCCACUGAAGGGAACAAUCAACUUAAGCACUAGUCCAAUACCGCCACAGUUCACUGACACUAAGUUGUGUAGCGUGUUAGAGCAGCCCACGCCGCUUGAAUCAAGCCGGCUCGUCUCUCAAGCGCAACAACAAGACCUGAGCAGGCUACAGAGCAGCACACCUCCAUUUAAAGAGUACAUGAACCAUCAUCUGCCGACGUACUCCUCGCACUUGCCAAAUACUGUCCUGCCAACUCUGACAAGCACCACAGACGCACCCUAUACUGCCACAUCAUCAGCUACCGGUGAUUUAUUUCCGAAUACACUGUACAGGCCAGAUAGUAAAUUUUCAUUGAACAGAUUCAGCACCGGACAGACAUUUCAAGGGAUUCAAGGUACGACCACGAGUGAGCCGACAAAAUUUCAACAACAGUAUUCGUCUUCAACAGAUGAAGGGUGCGAGACAGAUAUGGAGGACGUAGCGAGCGCGCCGAGCGGCGGCGGCGGCGGCAGCGGCGGUGCGGCGCAGAACCGCCUGAGCUCGUACGCCAGCUCCAGCUCCAGCAGCGGCGUCGUCACCUUCUUCAACAACAAGAGCCUCAGCCAGAACCUCAGCUGCGACUCUUCGCAGAGCAACUUCUCCACGUUCGAAAGUCUAGACUACCAGCUCUCGGAUUGCUCCAGUGAGCUCGCCAGCAGUUUGCCCAGUUGUACAUCGACGGAAGAUAAGUUGGCUUACGAAAACAGCUCUAUAGUGAACACGAGUCCUAUGCACCCUUGUGUUUAUAUUUCUUCGUACAAUAGUAAAACACCAGGAACGGGAUUACUGGCUCGGCACAAUCCACUGAACUACCAGUCUUCUAACAAAAAUUGCACCCGAGCCAUGACGCGGAGCCCCGUAGACUUCAGAGAGGGGCGUCGAGCCAGCGACGGACUAGUCGCCCAGCAAGCGGCACAGUCAAACGAGUCACAAAUGCCAAACUUGGCCUUCAACAGUCAAAGAUUGAAUGAAAAAGACAAAGCAAAAGGAGUUCUAGAGCUUCAUUUAGUGCAACAAGAAGCACAGAAACUAAAGACGCAGUACCAGUCCACGCUGCCCGCGGAGGAGAUGACACAGCGCCAGAUGCAACACAACCAAUUCGCUGCCAAUUUCAGUCCACAUUACUUAGAUACUAAAACCCCCACGCCAAAGAGAAUAAGUCUUCCCGAGUCUUUCAAUUACUCGAGCACGUCUCCGCCGAUGCCCGCGAGCCCCAAGAUGGUGGCGCAGAUCCCGGAGCCGGAGCUGCUGGCGCCGCCCGCGCCGGGCAGCAAGCCGCCGCUGCAGCAGCAGCUCAUGCAGCACCGCCUCUACCAGCAGAAGCGGCAGCUGCUGCAGAAGCAGAUGGCGCCGGCGACCAUGACCGCGCACGACCUCAGCACCCUGCACUCGCUGCAGGCGGGGCUCAGCCGCCGCCAGAUGCUGCGCCAGCAGAGCUACAAGAUCGCGCAGCAGCAGCAAGUCCUGCCGCCGCUGCCGCUCACCGAGACUGAGAACCGGGACCUGCUGGCGUUCCAGGCGAUCGUGGAGGGGCCGAACCGCUCCCCGAAGCACAAGCCGGAGGAGAGCCAGGAGGAGCUCGCGAAGUUUGCAUAUCAGGGGUCGAUGGAGAUAAGCAUAAUGAACAAGGAUAGGUUAGGAAACGAGACGUGGUCGAACCUGCCGUCCAGCCUGCAGACUGCGUGCCAGAUCUCGGAGGCGCGCGCGGCGCGGACGGGCGCGGGGGCCGCGGGGGCCGCGGGGGUCGCGGAGGGGGAGGACGCGCCGCUGUGGCCGGCGCAGUGGGCGGCCGGCCUGUUCCCGCCGCAGCCCUGCUUCCAGGUAUUCCAACAGAUCAACUAGAUCUUCACAUAGAGUAGUCUAGAAUGUUGUUUCGUCGAAUGUGUGCACGCGCUGUAGAGGCUGAACUAGUUACGUUGCUAGACUCCGAAGGUCGUCGCCGACUUGCUAGCUGUGGUUCCCGUUAAUUAGUUAGAUAGUAAGUAGAAUCAUUAUUCAGUGUAAGAUACAAGCACCUUGUAUGGACUUAGUGUAAUCAUUGGACUUCCCUUACUCGUGAAAGUGCAUGACAAUAAAAACCUAAGUAAGUACUUAGGUAUUCUUAAAAAAGCCAACGUCUCAGCGUUAGGCAGUAGAUAAAUUCGUAUCCAAAUUUAUGAACCUAAAUUGUGAACAAAUUAUCCGUAAAUUAUGGUUUUUAAUUCAUGUUUUCUAUCAGCCAUUGAGAAUCUAUUAAUUGUUACCAUUAUACAAUUAAAACCGAGCUUUUAACUUACCUACUUCGCAUUCCUAAAUUUGUUAAAACUAGUAUUUUAUUUCUAUGAACAUCACUUAAAAAUGUUCCUACUGAUUCAGUAUCUAUAGGUACUUCAUGGUACAUACCUACAUUAUUUAUUAUUAUUAGCAAUCGUUUUUAUCGUUUUCAUAAGUCUGUAGAUAUACUUAAUUGUUUUGUUAUUAUUUGCUUAAACUAUAAAGAUGAUAAUAUAUUAUGUAAUUAUGUAUUUAAGAUGUGAAAGCUUGAUUUAGAAGCCGAUUAUAAUUUAAAUAAAUGUAAAAUCUAUACUA